Messenger RNA from Ostertagia ostertagi, 267 nucleotides. The record is from the annotation of a GenBank genome assembly. Lineage: Eukaryota; Metazoa; Nematoda; Chromadorea; Rhabditida; Trichostrongylidae.
AUGUCAACCAUUCUUGGCGUCACAGUGCUGGCAUUUAUCAACUCGUACAUGGUGCUUGUCUUCUUCAAAACCAUUUUCUUGGUGCUCGUCAUCGGGGUAAUCCACGCUUUGGUGCUUCUUCCGAUUGUGUUGGCUGUCACCACUCCGUACGUAGAACGGCUGAAUUCACGACUUCAGCGGCGGUCUGACGAGAAAAAGACGAAGGUGGCGACGACUGCUUCCAAAGGCAGUGUCUAUGCUAUCACAGUACCAGUUAACGUCUCCUGA